Molecule: messenger RNA, 1432 nt
Organism: Carica papaya (papaya)
Lineage: Eukaryota; Viridiplantae; Streptophyta; Magnoliopsida; Brassicales; Caricaceae
Source: RefSeq, a predicted model, not a curated record
GGGAAUUUGAAGAUAUACAGUGACUGCUUAUGUUCGAUCACAAGUGAUCCUUUGGUUGUUUUUGAUCAAUAAUAUUAUGGUGAUUCUUUUUAAUGUUUGGGCGAGACUAUGUUAGGGUUUUGAUGGAUUUGCUUAUGAAAUACUUGGACCCUUUUAUGUGGAAUGGAAGUAGCAGAGGGUUCAUGAUCGAGGUUUUGAUUCUGUUUGUCUUCCUAGUGGAUAGGGAAAAGUGUUGUAUAUUUUCUUGGACAAAAUAUAGAAUGGAUUGGCGAUUGUCUUAUUGUGAGAAGCGUCAGAUCUUGGCAAGAAGGGUUCUUGGGUUCAAUUUGACAUCUGAUCUUUUGUAUCUUUCCUUAUAGCAUGGACGUUAAGCAGGCAAGAGGCAGCAAAGACACAAUGGGAAAGUUUGUUUAUGCUGGGAGGUCCACACAAUUGGCUACCAGAAAAUCUCAAGUUUUGUCCGAAGAUCGACCAGGAAUUAACCCCUAUAAUGGCCCUAGGAACUCAUUAGUUUGGACUUCGAAGCAGUCUCGUGCAUCAGCUGAGGACCGACCGAGAAAAAGGCCUAAUUGUGACCGUACGAAUUCAGUGGUUUCAAGUAGCCGAGACAGUGAGUCAAAAUGUAAUAAUGCUCCAAAGACGCAAAGAAGGGUCUGUAAAUUCUGGAUCUCUGGCAAAUGCCUGAAAGGGGAAAAGUGCCGCUUUCUGCACUCAUGGUUUCAUGGUCAAGGAUUUGCCAUGUUGGCCACGCUCGAAGGACAUAAAAAGGCUAUCAAGGGGAUUGCUCUUCCUUCUCGCACUGAUAUCCUUUAUUCAGCCAGUAAGGAUGGUACUGCACGGAUGUGGGAUUGCCAUACUGGCCAGUGUACAAAAGUUAUUAAUUUUGAUGCUGAGGUUGGUUCUUUAAUCAAUGAGGGGCCAUGGGUUUUUGUUGGCAUUCCGAAUGCUAUCAAGGCCUGGAACACUCAGACAGGUGCAGAAUUCAAUCUGGAAGGACCAGUAGGUCAAGUUAAUGCCAUGUCUGUUGGCAACGAUAUGCUCUUUGCAGGAUCACAGGACGGAACCAUUUUGGUGUGGAAAGGCAAUACUGAAACCGAUCCAUUUAAAAGAGUUGCUUGUUUGAAAGGCCAUACUGGCCCUGUGGUAUGUCUACGUGUCGGAGGCCGAAGGCUGUUCUCAGAUCAAUGGAUAGUACAAUAAGGGUAUGUUGCUGACAUUAAGAAAAUUUCCUUUUUAUUUUCAUGUCAAGGGUGUAUAUAUCUUAAUUCGAUUAUACCUGCCAUGCACGCAGAAAGCAUAGUCAUUCCCUUGUAAACCUUUAUUAGAUAUCAAGUAAAUACGUUGUCUUUUCUGACCUUACGUGGCCUCCACUCCAUAGCUGCCUUUGUUAUCUGAUUUGAUAUGUGAUAUUCGCACAAAUUAUCCAUUUGAC